Messenger RNA from Myxocyprinus asiaticus (Chinese sucker), 12270 nucleotides. RefSeq names its product zinc finger homeobox protein 3-like. Gene Ontology annotation, biological process: brain development; regulation of neuron differentiation; regulation of transcription by RNA polymerase II. Gene Ontology annotation, cellular component: nucleus. Gene Ontology annotation, molecular function: DNA-binding transcription factor activity, RNA polymerase II-specific; zinc ion binding; RNA polymerase II cis-regulatory region sequence-specific DNA binding. The record is from RefSeq and is a predicted model, not a curated record. The transcript is spliced from 9 exons. NCBI's taxonomy places the organism in Eukaryota, Metazoa, Chordata, Actinopteri, Cypriniformes, Catostomidae.
GCAUCUGUGCGAAUGGGAUCUAUAAGCGUGUUUACUGGAAUACAAAGCGACGCGUCCAAAUGCCAGGGUGGGAUGAAUGUUCUCAGUAGAUCAGAGGAUGGAGUGUUGUGACUCUGUCUCCAAUGAUGGAGCCUCUGGCCCCCACACACAACAGCCUCCUGGGCAGUGCAGACCACUGGCCCCCAGUCCACUCCUACUGGCCAAAGAUCAAGCCAUUUAUCGGAGCACAGUAACUCUGUCCAAACAGGGUGGACUAGUGGGGCGAACUGAGGAGGAGGGACUAGAAGAGAGGUGUGAAGACAGAAAUAGGGAAAAACAGGUCAAUGAAUGUUCUACCAGAGAGAUGUUCAAAGAUGAAGAUGAGAGAAAGGCGAAAGAGGAUGAAGGUGAGGAGCAGCCUAUUGGAGAGAUCUUGUACCUGCAUGAUGGCUCUGCCUACAUUACGGAGAGAGAGAGUCAGCUUACGCAAAGUGUUCCCUCCUCUUCGUUAGGUGCCCCAUCUUCUGUCAUAAGCACCUGUUACAUUUCCUCUUCUCGAAGCCCUGCACCACAGGUUUUUCGUGUCUUCCACUUGCAUCCUUUUGACAACAGCGAUACUCUAGCUCUGGUGACCCACCAAUCCAAAGAUAGUGCUCCUGAUGUGGCAGGUUUGUCAGAGACAGGGGUGACAUGGUCCGGUCUAACCAAACCCAUCCUGAUGUGCUUUCUGUGUCGGCUGUUGUUCGGCCGUUCACACAUGUUUAGGGCUCAUGCUUCACAGAAACACAACAUCAAUUUCAGCGAUGAAGAACAGCAUCUGCUCUCGUUUGAACACACCUCUGCCAUACUGCAGCCUGCCAGCCCAGGAGGCCUCCCGGUCCUCUGUUUCCUAGAACCAAAAAGGAAUUGUGAGUCUGUGGUACCUCUUCACCUGGCACCACCAACCUCUGGGAACAGCACAGAGGACACCGCAAGACAGAAAGAGAACGAAGAGGCUCAGACCUCUAAGCCAGUACUCCCUCUCCUGCCCUCUCCAUCCAGAACUUCCCCUGCUACCUCAGUACCAAGCCCUGCCAAAGACCCCUCAACCUUGGGCAGAGAGGGAACACAGAGAGGCAAGGAGGACGAGAGAUGGAAAGAUGGAGAGAGGAGAAUGUGUUCAGAGGAAGGUAGCACUGCGGACAACAGUGCACAUACUAUUAGCAGCAGUAGCAGACAGGAGCACAGUACUGAAGCUGCUCUGUCAAACCAAAGCAUUUCCAAACCUCCAAACUCUGCAACAAUAGCAACCAGCUUUAUGAACAACACCAAAACCCUUACAGACUCUGAGUCAGAGUGUGGAACAAGCUUUAACUGCCACAAUGAGCCUGCACCUGCUUCCCUUGUUGUGGUAAACCCACCCACUGUCACUUCUACAGAACAACUUGCCAAACAAGAGAGUGCCACAGCAGCAGAACCAAAUGUCCAGUUAGAGAAUGGUAGCACCAUAGCAAUGGAACCAACUUGCAGGUUGUCUGAUGAUGACAGGCCUGCUUUCACUCAUUCCGACCUGCCCAAUAAUAAUAGUGAUUCCACAUCCCAUAGACUCAGUCCCACCCAUGCCCAGACCAGUCAGUCUCUUCUCGAAGAAGGACAUUCGGACACGGCCUCUAGAGGAAGGUUGGUAGUGGCCGGUGAUGGAGGUUUUGUUGCUGUUGGAGAUGAUGUCCAAGGAUCAUCUUAUACCUAUGGCAUUCAGGCCUCUAUGGCACACACUAGAAACUCCUGCAAGACGUUAAAGUGUCCAAAAUGCAACUGGCACUACAAGUACCAGCAAACUCUGGAGGCCCAUAUGAAGGAAAAGCACCCAGAGUCAGAGUCAGAACAGUGCCCAUACUGUAGCAGCGGGCAGAGUCACCCACGCCUAGCAAGAGGCGAGACUUACUCCUGUGGAUACAAGCCUUUCCGCUGCCAGGUGUGCCAGUAUUCCACCACCACCAAGGGCAAUCUGAGCAUCCACAUGCAGUCAGACAAGCACCUCAACAACAUACAGAGCCUGCAGACGCAGUCACAUUCUCACACCCCAGCAGCCCAGCCCAGUCCUUUAUCUCAUUCACAUCCCACCAUCACACACCCCACCCAGGCCAACUCCCCGUCUCCAUCCAAGCUCCGGGGACGUGCGUCAUGGCGGUGCGAAGUCUGCGACUACGAAACCAAUGUGGCACGGAACCUACGCAUUCACAUGACCAGUGAGAAGCACACGCACAAUGUGCUUCUGUUGCAGCAGAACCUGGCCCACAUGCAACGGCAGCGCAAGCGCAACGCUACAGAGAUUUACCGCCACUGCCAACCCCAGACCAACCUGUCUGACUCCAAUGCUCUUUUUCCAAGCAGUGAGAUCCUGCACGAGUCUUUGCAGAAACUGUUUGAAUGCACUCUGUGUAGUCGCUUUUCCUGUGACACUCUAGAGGAGCUCAGUCAGCACCUGACCAUGCAGCGCUCAUUGCCCAAUGCCUAUUGGAGGAGCACUACUGGUGACACCCAUCAUUGUAGGCUUUGUCAUUACGCCACGCCUCUGCGAGCCAACUUCCAGCUACACUGCCAGACAGACAAACAUGUACAGCGCUACCAGAUAGCCGCACACCUUCGAGAAGCCAGUAGUCGCCAUGGAAAUAUCGAGGAGGAGGAAGAAGAGUGGCGUCUCAGGUGUGUUGCUGCAGGAAACCAGGUGCAGCUCAGGUGUAAUGCAUGUGACUAUGAGGCGACCAGCAUGGAGAAACUGAAACUACACACCAUGAACUCCAGACACGAGACCAGUCUUAGACUAUACAAGUAUUUGCAGCAGCUGGAUGGAGUGGAGUCUGAAGGUGUGUGGCUGCACUGCGUGCUGUGUGAUUUCUCCACUCAGAACAGCCUUUCUUUAGUGCAGCACUCUCAUUCAUUAAGCCACCAGAGAGGGGAGGGGCUGCUCAGAAUUCAGCGAAUCCAGAAGGGUCUGCAGGACGAGGAGGAGCUCGGUGCCAUCUUUACAAUCCGAAAAAACCCUGCACAAGAAAAUGAAGAUCAUAAUGGUAUGGAGUCAUCCACGGAGAUUACGGCUAACCUGGAAGACAGAAAUAAACACGAAGAUAGAACGGAGAAUAAAACAGAAGCAUUCAUUCAGAUGGAGGUGGAGCAAAACGAGUCUUCCUCCAGUCCCAAGCAUCCCUCGUCUGGAUAUAGCGAGCCAGAUGAGCCGUCUCCCUGCAAACGGACUCGAGUACAGGAUGAGAUGCGGCAGUGUCCAUUCUGUCGGUUCCGUCAUUCUGAUAUUGAGCGUUUAAGGAAUCACGUGAUGAAUCAGCAUGCAGUUCAGCCUGCUCUCCGCUGCCCACUGUGCCAGGACACAUUACACAGUGUUGCCCUCUUGCGUACCCACCUCACAAAUCUGCACAGUGUAACUGCAGACUGCACUCAGAAACUCAUCAACACGGUGAUUGCUUCUGACGUGCUGCCAGAGAAGAUGUUUUUACCAGUGCAAAACUCAGAUACCCAGCAGACAAUGACUGGUCAAAACGGCAAUGAAAAAAAGAGACUAGACGAAAUGUCAAUAGAUGCUGAACCUGAGAGAGGUUCUACACCUCAGGAAACUGCAAAAAUCCAUAAGCAGCCCUCAGAAGAUGUAGAAUCGACCAAGGAGAACAUUGUUGCUUUUCCUUGCUGGCAGAAAGGCUGUAAUAAAGUCUUUACAUCUUCAAGUGCACUCCAGGCACACUUCAACCAGUUCCAUAGCCAAAAAUCUCAAACACCAAUAUCUGACCGACACAUUUACAAGUACCGGUGCAAUCAGUGCAGCCUAGCUUUCAAAACCCCAGAAAAGUUACAAAUGCAUUCUCAAUACCACGCUAUCAGAGCUGCAACAAUGUGCUGCCUCUGCCAACGCAGUUUUCGUACAAUGCAGGCCCUUCGGAAACACCUUGAGACAAGCCACCUGGAGCUAAGUGAGACCCAGAUACAGCAGCUUUAUGGUAGUUUAAUGAUGAAUGGUGAAUCUGUGGUCUCUAUAGACCAAGGUUUUGAAGAGGAGGGAUCACCAGAGGAAAAUGGGAUGAGAGAUGAUGAAGAAUGUGAUUUGGAGCAGAAACUAAGUCCUUCUGACAAUGAUUCAGGUUUGGAUAAAGACAGUGCUGAAUGUGACCUCAAACAGCCUGUUUUGCCUCUUAGAAAAGGCCCAAAUAUCACAAUGGAGAAAUUCUUGGAUCCAUCAAGGCCUUUCAAGUGUACUGUUUGCAAGGAGUCUUUCACCCAGAAGAAUAUUCUCUUGGUUCAUUAUAAUUCAGUGUCACACUUGCACAAACUUAAACGGUCACUGCAGGAAACACCAACCGGCUUACAAGAGCCCAUCAACAGUACAGACCACAAACCAUUCAAAUGCAGCAUUUGCAAUGUAGCAUAUAGCCAAAGUUCUACCUUAGAGAUUCAUAUGCGUUCAGUUCUGCACCAGACCAAAGCUCGUGCAUCCAAACUUGAUUCAUCAAACUCCAGCUCAGAAUCUACUCUCCCAGGCAAAGGAGUGUCCAGCACUCUUGCAGCUCUGAAACCCACAACUUCCAUGAACAACGCUGUCCUGAACCACCUACAAAACAUUGAGCACAGUAGCACAAACCCAGACACUAGCUAUCCUUCAUCAUCUGAAGUGAGGAAGAAGUUGGUUGACAUGAUUGAUUCAGCAACCAAACAACAACAGGUGUCAUUACAACAACAACCACUACAGCAACAACAGCAGUUAGUCCAGGCUCAAGCCCAUCUCCAGCAAGAGCUCCAGAAAAAAGCUGCUCUUCUUCAGUCCCACUUAUUCAAUCCUGCACUUCUACACCCCUUUUCUAUGGCAACAGAGGCUCUUCUUCCAAUGCAUCAGCAACAGCAAUUGCUUCUUCCUUUUCUCAUUCCAGGCGGAGAGUUCUGUAUAAAUCCAGAGUUGAACCUUAAAGGCUCUGGGCUAAACAUAAGCACAUCAAAGCCUACUGUAAAUGUUGAGACCACUGAGUCUUCCAAAAAGGAUGUCCGGACAUAUUUUCCUAAACAGAAACAAAAUGGAGACCAAACCCAUACUGAUAAUCAGACUCCCUAUAAGGACAUUGCAGAGAAUUGUGCCAUUAAUGAACAGAAUCUGACCAGUGAUCUACAGUGUGAGAAGGGCACAGAUGGCCAGAACAGUAAUGAAGAAUCCAAGGAGAGGGAUGAUCUGGUCACCAAUGAACAAAUAGAUUAUCCAAAAGCUCAAGAACAGGAAGACUUAAACAAAGAGGUGUCAGUCAGUAGAAAGAUUUUGGAUGCGUUUCUUCCACCCAGAAUAGCCCAUGAUGCACCCGGGAAUGCUUCAAAGGCUUUGCUUGAAAACAUUGGGUUUGAGUUAGUCAUGCAGUUCAAUGAAAAUAAGCAGCGAUAUCAGAAAACUUUUGCAGAGACAUUACCAAAUGUUCGGGAUGUGGCUGAAACCGAAGAGGGGGAUCAUUCUGAGGACAUGGAGAAGCUGGAGUGCGAGUCUUGCAGGAAGCUUUUUUCAAAUGCACUGAUACUAAAGAGCCAUAAAGAGCAGAUUCAUCAUUCCAUAUUCCCUAUCAAGUCAUUGGAGAAGUUUGCCAAAGACUACAGGGAACAAUACGACAAAAUAUUCCCCUUGAGAACUGUAACUCCUGAGGCUUCUCCUCCUGUCUUAUCCCCUUCUCCAUCACCACCUGCACCUCUUCCCCCUCCAGUGCAGCAGCCACAACAACAACAACCAGUGCAACCAAUUAUUCCUACUUCUACACUCAGUGUUACUCCUGCUACUGUCUCCAUUCCCCAAGUUAAAGCUCCAUUAACUCCAGUUCCCUUAUCGAUGGAACUGCCACUUUUCCCCUCACUCCUGAUGUCUCCCAUACCUUUUCAGGCUUUGAAUCCUCAGGCACCUGUCCAUCUUUCCCCAGUGGAGGCCGGUCUAACACCUGAUUUGACUCAACUCUAUCAACAGCAGUUAACUCCAGCCAUGUUACAGCAACAAAACAAAAGACCACGAACCAGAAUCACGGAUGACCAGCUGGGAAUCCUGCGGCAGUAUUUUGAUAUCAACAAUUCCCCGAAUGAGGACCAAAUCCAUGAGAUGGCCAACAAAUCUAGCUUGCCACAUAAGGUCAUAAAGCACUGGUUUCGGAACAAUCUAUUCAAAGAACGCCAGCGCAACAAGGAUUCUCCAUACAACUUCAGUAACCCUCCCAUCACAACACUGGAAGAUGUAAAGAUGGAUUCCAAACCACCCUCUCCUGAGCCACCAAGACAAGAGUUUUAUGGUGGGAAGAGAUCCUCAAGAACCAGGUUUACUGACUACCAGCUGAGAGUGCUCCAGGAUUUCUUUGAUGCCAAUGCAUACCCUAAAGAUGAUGAGUUUGAGCAACUCUCCAACCUCCUCAAUCUCUCCACCCGUGUGAUUGUAGUGUGGUUUCAAAAUGCCAGACAAAAAGCUCGGAAGACCUACGAGAACCAAGGAGAGGGAGGGAAGGAUGCUGAAUGCAGAGACCUAUCUAAUGACCACUACUCUCGUACUGCCAACAACAAUUUCCAGUGUAACAAAUGCAACUUGGUCUUUCAGCCCAUUUUUGAUCUCAUAAAUCAUCAGAAAAAGCAGUGUUACAAAGAUGAUGAUGAAAUGAUGCAUGACCUGAAUGAAACUGAAAUGGAUUCUAAGCCUGAGUGUCAUAGUCCAAUAUCUGGACCUUCAUGUUUUACGCAAGCACCCUCCUGCUCAAGUCCUUCUAGUUCAUCUGUGUCUAGCACACAUUUUAAAUCUGAUUCUGAGCAAUUACACACAAAAACUCUCACUGGAGAUCUUCAACAUACAAAUGAAUCAUCCUCUGACCAAAAACAGACUGUUAGUACCAACUCUGAGUUUGAAGAACUAGAAAACAUAAUGCAGCUGCCAAAGCCACUUUGUGAUGAGAACCAAAAUGCAAGCACAGAGAUUCCCUCUCACUCAACUCCUAAACAACAGCUUUCCUGCACAUCGCAAACAAGCCCAGCUCCAUCACAGAGUUCCCCAAAAUUUUUUAGUCCUUUAGAGAUUGCUUCAUCUGAGCAGCAGAAGCCAGCCCAGGAUAUGAGCCCUUUCCACUGUAUCCAGUGCAAAUUAAGCUUCCCUUCUUUUGAACAUUGGCAAGAGCACCAGCAAAUGCAUUUCCUUACUCAAAGCUUCUUCCACACACCCCAGUUCCUGGACCAUCCUGUAGACAUGCCUCUUAUGCUGUUUGACCCUUCUAAUCCCCUACUGGCAAGGCAUCUGCUCUCAGGAACAAUUUCCCAAAUAGCAGCGAAUCCACCCGCAGUGACCACCAUUCUUGAUUCAACCAUUAACUCUCUGAAAAGAAAACUUGAAGAGAAGGCAGGAUCUAGUUCUGUGGAAAAUGACUGGGAAAAUAAUGGGGAGGAACCCCAACGAGACAAACGAAUGAGGACCACCAUAACACCAGAGCAGCUUGAGGUAUUAUACCAGAAAUAUCUUCUAGACUCCAAUCCAACACGCAAGAUGCUUGACCAUAUCUCCAACGAGGUGGGUCUUAAGAAAAGAGUGGUUCAAGUCUGGUUCCAGAACACCCGAGCUCGUGAGAGGAAAGGUCAGUUUCGGGCAUUGGGUCCAACUCAAAUCCAUCGCCGUUGCCCAUUCUGUCGAGCUCUCUUUAAGGCACAGACUGCUCUUGCUGCUCACAUACGUUCACGUCACUGGCAUGAGGCUAGAAAUACAGGCUACAGUAUGGCAAUGUCUAGUAUGACUCAGGAUCAGGAGGGUUCUCAAAUCAAACCUGAUUCCUUUGAUUUUGACAAUUAUCAUCAGUUUUUUAACUUAACCGAUGAUCCAGAUUCUCCAGCAAGUGAAAGCAUGGAUCUGUCCUCACAUCAGCAGCGUCUGAGCCCAAAGACUAUGAAGGGAGAGUGUAUGGAUGAUUUCGAGAUGCCUUCCAUGUCAGUCUUCCAUCAGACUUUUGAACAGAGCAAACUGAAUAACUGUGAGUCUACCACAAAUAUGACCCAUGACCAUUCAACCGAUGAAGGAAAUGACUCGCUAGAGGGUAAACAUGGCAGUACUGACCACACAUCUCCCAGCACCGAAAAAGAGGCAUCUUCAGAAUGUGAUGAGAAGAUGUCUUCUGGAUUGGUUAGCCCAACAAUGAGCUUUAAUGCUAAAGAUUUUGAUAAUGAUUUAGUCUUGGAUUACAGUGAAAAUUCCAGCCUGGCUGAUCCAGCUUCACCAAGCCCUGGUAGCUCCAACAGCCAAGGCUUCGACAAUGACAGACACAGUCAUAAACGCUACCGCACUCAAAUGACCAACUUGCAAGUAAAAGUGCUCAAAGCCUGCUUUAGUGACUAUAAAACCCCAACAAUGCUUGAGUGUGAAGCCUUGGGCAAUGACAUUGGACUUGCCAAGAGGGUGGUUCAGGUGUGGUUUCAGAAUGCUCGCGCCAAGGAGAAAAAGGCCAAGCUUAGCCUUGCUAAGCAAUUUGGUACAGAGAGUACGUCUAUUGAUAGACCCAAGACAGAGUGUACUCUGUGCUCAGUCAAAUACUCUGGCUGCUUGUCUAUUCGUGACCACGUCUUCUCCCAGCAACAUCUCGCUAAAGUGAAGGAGGCCCUGGGUGGCCAGAUGGAGAGGGACAAGGAAUAUUUGGGCUCAGUAUCUGCUCGCCAACUGAUGGCUAAGCAAGAGGUGGAUCAUCUGAAGAAGACAAGUGAUGUUCUGGGGCUUAACCAAACUGCCCUACAGUAUUUGAACCAUUCCUCUAUGUACCCAAGUCUGCAGACAAACCCCUCUGCAAGCAUACCAGGUGUUAGCAACACAAUGACGGCAAGUUUUUCCUCCACGAAAACAGGUGCCAGUGACCCUCCUGCAAAGCCACCUGUGAUAUCCUCUUCUGCCAUAUCAGCUAUGGAUGACAAAGAUGCAGUUAGCACAAACAACUCUGUCUUGACCCCAAAGACCACACAACAACAACUUCAACUCCAGUUUCCAAAAGAAAAUGACACUGAGAGUAACAGGAUUCCCUUGAACAAACUUGACACUACUCCCUUGGGAAACUCUUCUUGUAACACUAAAGAGAAGCCAGACUCCUCCAGACCAGCAGUAUCUACUCCCAAUACUGGAAGAGAAUAUGCCAUAGAUCCAGCUCAACUACAAGCUCUUCAUGCAGCAAUGAAAACAGACCCAGCUGCUUUGCUACCUAACCACCUCCUGCCCUGUCUUAUGCCUGGCUUUCCUCCACUCUUUUCUCCCCAUAUCCCUAUGCCCGGUGGCCUACUGCAGCCCAUGUUUGGCAUGGAUGGCAUGUUCCCAUAUGGUCCAGUCUUGCCUCAGGCUCUAAUGGGACUCUCCCCGGGCUCCCUUCUCCAGCAAUAUCAACAAAAUCUUCAGGGAGCACUGAUGCAACAAAGACUGCAGCUGCAGCAAAAACAGCUAGUGCCGCUACCAGGAAAACCAAAACCAAGCCAAGACACAGUCCACACAAGAGGAUCUGUCUUGGAUUCAUCCAAACAUGACAAGAAGCAAGGGCCACCCAAUGGCACAGAUCCCCCCUCCAUGAACUCUAAGCAGCCAGAACUGGAUGAUAACAUUCUUCUAAGCCACGGUAUUGUCUCCAAAGCAGUGGAUAGCGGGAAAGGCAAGAAUGUUUGUGUUUAUGACUGCCUUGCCUGUGAGGUGUCUCUCACUGGGCAUGCAGAGCUCAUGAAGCACCUGGAGUACCCUCAGCAUAGACAAAGUGUGGUAGAGAGACUGAAUGCCAAAGAGCAUGCUUCUCCACUAUUACCUCACAUCAGUCCCUCAUCUACCUCUCAGCCAAACCCACCAGGUGAACAGAGUUCCUCUUCAGCUGUCCAGUCUCCUUCUGCAGCCUUUAUCCCUACACCAACAAAUUCCGACCAGAGCACAUCAGAUAGAUGAUGUCUCCAAAGCUCUUCCCUGACUUCAGCUUCACCUGAAGCUUCCCAAAGCUCACCGUCUUCACAUAAUUUUCUUUCACCUUCAAACGUUACCUCAAGCCUGAUAAGCCUUGCAAAGGCUUGUUAUGUAAAACCAACAGACUCUGCGGAUGGGUGUUGUGAGAGCAACUAGUUAGACGAGGGACAAGACCCAACAUAAUAUAUCGGAGCAAUUGUUUUUAUGGCUUGGCCAGUCUGAUAAGAAACUUCAUGAAAAAAAACAGGAGGAAAGUAUUUUAAACGUCUCCACUGUAGAUUAAACUUGGGGAAAGACAUGACCCAGAGCUAGUUUGACAGACUGUUUUAAAUGGACUGAAUCCUAUAGGAUCCAACUUGCAUUUCCAGUGCUUGUAACCAAAAACAAGUGUCAGUCGAAUGUUUUUUUCCAUUUAAAUAUGCUGGUUUUUAACUAAAACUUGAGUAUAUGUAAAACUGUGGGGGAUCUAAAGGGUGCACAGCUAAAGACUGUUGAUAAACCUAAGAUGGUUUCAUUAUGACCUAACUAACCAAAAGUCUGUUUUUAACAUAUGCAUUUUAACAGACACUCACAAAACACCCACACUAUUUUUUGCCCUGUCAAGUUUUAAGAAAUUAUAUUAUUGGCUUAAUGAAGUGAUGUAAUGUAUUUUGAUGUUGUCUUCUCUCAGGUCAACAGCUCUUGAUUUUGUUCUGUUACAAGACAUACCAAUAGAAAAUAUAUGAAGCCCAAAAGAAAUGCGUAAUUAAUUAAAAUGUCAAAUCUUGAUUUGCUUUCAAAGUCCUGAAAUUGCAAUUAAGCUUAUUGACAUUCUCUUUUUUUGUGGACACAUAGUUGUCCAGACACAAAGCAUAUUGCAGGCUGUUGUAAAUUGUGAAAAAGUAUGUUUUAGCUUUUUUGUUUCUUUUCUCGAAAAACGACAAAAAAACAUUCUGUGUUAAUGAUAGAUACAUGUAUGAACAUUUUGGUGUUGCGUAGAUUGUUGAAUUCAAAUGACUUAAUUGUAUGGUAGAUUUAAAACAAAUUACUUGUAUAUUUAACUUUUGUAAUGUCCCAGUCAAAGACACUUAAAGGCUGUUCAGCCAUGCUCAUGUUAAAACAUAGCAUUUACCUUUUAAUGCUGUUGAAAAUUGUCACUGUACAACCAACUUCCUCUCCUGCACUGAGCCAAGUUGAAAGACCCUAUCUGUGUAUGACUAAGACCGAUGCACAUGUAUGAGAUAUUUUCUAUUUUUGUUGUCUUUUAAACAGAACAUUUAAAUUGUGCACUUAAUUUUAUUUUCUUCUUUGCCUUCAAUAGUGUAUUUUCACUUGAUAGGCAGUAGUAUUUCAUUCUCCUUCACUACAUGGUAUAUUAUUUCUUAACAUUUCUGCACUUGCCAUGAAUAACAAUAAUAACAGUGACGAUAUUAUGAAACAAUAAUAACUUACAGUAUUGCUUUAAAAGAAAAUCCAAAGAUGAAGUAGUCUUACCAUUGGUGCAUACAAAGGAUGAAAAAAAACAAACAUUAUACUUGAGAACAUAUUGUGAAUUUUAAGGAAUGGAAAUCUUUUUAGAUGAUGGAGCCAGCUACGAGAAUACUGUUUUAGCUAACUUUGAACAUUUGUGACCUCAUAUAUAAAACAACCAGAGAACCAAAAAUAAAAACGAAACAGAAAGCUUACUCUGAAGAUAUGGGACAGCACUGUUGUGCAGCCAUUGUAGUUUGUAAUAUAUAGAGGUGGAGAUCACGCAGUGUGCUUCUCUGUGUCUGGCCUUUCUUUUUGUCUGGUUAUCUCUUUGGAUUUCUUUUCUUAUUGUUUGUUCUACUAAAUGUACUGGGUCUAAUUGUCGAGGAAAUAGAGUGUGCUGCUAAUGUAGAUUUGUACUAAGAUGCAUGCUUGAUUUUGCUGAAGCUUUAAUGAUGACCGUCAGUAGCCACAAAACCCCUGUCCCCAUUCCAAUGCAGCUCUGUCCACACAUGACUGCGAAGACUGUGACUCUCCAUGAACUACAUGGUGUUCUUCUCUUAGCCAUCCAAUGUCGAAAACCAAUGAUGUUAUAUUUAUACAAAGUUUGCAUUCCAAAUAUCACAUUGUCAUUUCAUUUGAUUGUUCUUUUUUGUUGUUGUUGUUGUUGUUGUUUUCUGCUUUUAAGGGGACUGUAAUGGAUGCUCUCACUUCAGAGUGUGGACCUUCUGUGAGAGACAGUUUACUCUGAGUGUUCCUGGAAAUGUUAUUACUGUAGCGAUCGCCAAAUAAUGUACAUGUUCAUGAUGCACUUGUGUUUAUUCAUGUGACUCACUGGGCUAAUGUCUCCUGUCCUCUUAUAAACAAGCAUUUAAAGUGAAUAAAAUCUGUUUCCUUUUAAAGAA